AUGCGGUGAUCCCUGAAGUGCUCCCUCACGGCUGGGCUUGCAGCCUCCUUCCUCCUCCUCCUCCUCCUCCACAGGGACAGCCGUCAGGAACAGGAUCCCCUAGAGGUGGAGCUUAGGGGCUUGGCCCCAGACAUGGUCCUGCAGAUGCUGCAGCCAGGAGCCCAGCACAUCCUGAGGGACAUGGAUGACCUCUCUGCGCUCCACAAUGUCACCUACCAGCUCCUCGCUGGCUCCCCCUCACCCCGUAAGAAAUUCUUGGCAGUGGGGUUGGCAUCGGUGCGGCGGCCACGUGGCUACUACCUCCCGGCCACGCUCCAGUCCCUCUUCAAGCAGUCGACGGAGGAGGAGCUGCAGGAGAUGGUGGUGGUGGUGCACCUGGCUGACGCGGACCCCACAUGGAACACGCACAUGGCCACCAACAUCGCCCGCAAGUUCGCUCACCACAUCCUCCUGGGUCGGCUCCUGCUUAUCCACGCUCCGCAGGAGUUUUAUCCCACCCUGGAGGGCCUCAAAAGAAACUACAAUGACCCAGAGGAGUGGGUGAAGUUCAGGUCCAAGCAGAACGUGGACUAUGCCUUCCUCUUCGCCUUCACCGCCAACCUCUCCUCUUACUAUUUGAUGAUCGAGGACGACGUGUGGUGCGCCAAGUCCUUCUUGACAGCCAUCCGCAAGGCACUGGCUUCCCAGGAAGAAUCCAACUGGGCCACCCUCAAGUUCUCCAAGCUGGGCUACAUUGGGAAGCUGUACCGCUCCAGUGACCUUCCUCGCCUGGCUCGCUUCCUCCUCCUCUUCUACCAGGAGAUGCCCCGUGACUGGCUGCUGUCCCACUUCUGCCUCCUGCUCACCCAGAAGGACGUCAUCCGCUUCAAGCCUUCCCUCUUCCAGCACAUGGGCCUCUACUCCUCUUUCCAGGGCACCAUCAACCGGCUGGAGGAUGAUGAGUUCCAGGCCGAUGCCUUGGACCUUCCGGACAACCCGCCAGCAGCCUUGUUCACCGGCAUGUCCGCCUUCGAGAACUACAAGCCCCUCAAGGCGUACAGCACAGCAGAGGGGUAUUUUUCGGGGAAAGACCCAGCAGCCGGCAGCGUCUUCUCUGCCGUCUUCCGGACCUUGGAUCGGCAGAGGCGGGAGAGGGGCACGCCUGGCCCUGUGGAGUGCGUGAGGAUCCGGGUAACCCGGGACCGGAGCGAGUGGCUCAUCAUCCAGAGCAUCGACAGCUGGACCACGGCAGACACCUGA
Molecule: messenger RNA, 1239 nt
Organism: Leptosomus discolor (cuckoo roller)
Lineage: Eukaryota; Metazoa; Chordata; Aves; Leptosomiformes; Leptosomidae
Source: RefSeq, a predicted model, not a curated record